AUGGGAAGACACCACGACGGUUCUCCGCCGGAAGACGCGAAAGCCGACGUCGAGGAUAGAGAUUACAGAAGAAAAUCAUCCCGGGAGAAAGCAAGCGGUGACGGAAAUGAGUCCGGCGAAGAAGUGGAUGUGAGUCGCCGUGAGUCUAAGAGGAAAUCAAAAGACGGCAAAGAGUACGGCUCUGGUUCGGGUUUGGAAAGUGGGAGCGAUUCCGAAUCGGAGAAGGAAGAGAGACGCAGAAGUAGAAAGCCGAGAGGGAAAAGGAAAUCAGAUCGGAAAUCUCGAAGUAGACGGAGUCGGAAACACGAUGAUUCGAAUAGUGGCUCGGAUUCGGAAUCGGAAUCAGAAUCGGAUUAUUCCUCGGAUUACUCUGAUUCCGAGGAGAGUGAGAGCGAGGAUGAGAGGAGGAGGAGGAAGAGGAAGAGAAGGGAGAGGGAAGAGAGAGAGAGGAAAAGAAGGAAGCGAGAGAAAGAGAAGAAGAAGAAGAGGAAGUCGGAGAAAGGAGUUGAUGGAGAUAAGAAGAGAAAAGAGAAGAAGAAGAAGAAUAAAUCUGAGAAAGGGAAGAGAGGAGCCGUCACUGAGUCAUGGGGAAAAUAUGGAAUCAUCAGAGAAACUGAUAUGUGGAAUAAACGACCAGAGUUCACAGCAUGGCUUCUUGAAGUUAAAGAGGUUAAUUUGGAAAGCUUGCCACCUUGGGAAGAGAAGAAGAUGUUUAAAGAUUUCAUGGAGGAUCACAAUACUGGUACAUUUACUUCCAAAAAAUACUAUGACAUUGAUGGUUACUAUAGACGUAAGUUGGAGAAAGAGGUGAAAAAGGGUAUGAAGAAAGCUGGGAUGAGUGAACGUACUGUGUUUAACGACGAGGAACAGCGCAGGCUAGAGAUGCAGGAAGCACGCGAAAAGCAGAAGGAAGAAGAAGUGUUAGCUUUAAAGCGAUCAAUGGAAGGCGGAAUGGCUCAAGCUAUGAAAGAGCAAGCUCGGCUAAAGGAGGAAAUGGUCUACUUGUACAAGAUUGGGGACAUGGAGGGUGCAGCUGCUAUACAGAGAAGGUUGGAUCCAGAUGUUCCCAUGUGA
Microthlaspi erraticum is the source of this 1074-nucleotide messenger RNA. The record is from the annotation of a GenBank genome assembly. NCBI's taxonomy places the organism in Eukaryota, Viridiplantae, Streptophyta, Magnoliopsida, Brassicales, Brassicaceae.